This is a messenger RNA of Amborella trichopoda, 1385 nucleotides long. RefSeq lists its product as uncharacterized. The record is from RefSeq and is a predicted model, not a curated record. Lineage: Eukaryota; Viridiplantae; Streptophyta; Magnoliopsida; Amborellales; Amborellaceae.
GUGUGCACGUUCAAAGUGUUCACUGAGAAGAUGGCGAGGUUGAUGAGGAGAAGCAAUGGUGCUCUAGUGGCCCUCUCACUGGGAGUGGUUCUCUUAUGCAUGCUGGUGUUUGCUGAGGGUCGCAAGCUUAAGGAUCAGACCUUCGAUGAUGAUGACGAUGAUGGUCUUGGUGGAGGCUUAGGUGCUGGUGCUGGAGUUGGCGGUGGCAGUGGAUUUGGAGGAGGGAAGGGUGGAGGUUUUGGUGGAGGUGCUGGUGGUGGAGCUGGAGCUGGAGGUGGCGCUGGAUUUGGUGGAGGCAAGGGUGGAGGAGCAGGAGGAGGAUUCGGUGGAGGAGCUGGAGGAGGUGGAGGUUUAGGUGGCGGCUCUGGUGGUGGUGCUGGAUUUGGUGGAGGUAAAGGUGGAGGAGUUGGUGGAGGUGGAGGUUUAGGAGGUGGUGGAGGGUUGGGUGGUGGCUCUGGAGGUGGCGUCGGAUUUGGUGGAGGUAAAGGUGGUGGAGCUGGAGGUGGUGGUGGAGGGUUAGGUGGUGGCUCUGGAGGUGGUGCCGGAUUUGGUGGAGGCAAAGGUGGAGGAGUUGGCGGUGGAGUUGGAAGCGGUGGUGGAGCUGGAGGAGGUGGAGGCUUGGGUGGCGGCUCAGGAGGUGGCGGUGGAGUUGGUGGAGGUGCUGGAGCAGGAGGAGGUGGAGGCUUAGGAGGUGGUGGUGGAUUAGGUGGCGGUAAGGGUGGAGGAUUUGGUGGAGGUAAGGGUGGAGGAAUUGGCGGUGGAGUUGGCGGAGGUGGUGGAGCUGGAGGUGGAGGAGGUUUAGGUGGUGGUUCUGGCGGUGGUGCCGGAUUGGGUGGAGGUAAAGGUGGCGGAGUUGGCGGUGGAGUUGGAGGUGGUGGAGGCUCUGGCGGUGGCAUCGGCAUUGGUGGAGGUAAGGGUGGUGGUGGUGGAGCCGGCGGUGGUUUAGGUGGUGGUUUUGGUGGUGGUUCUGGUGGUGGCGUUGGAUUUGGUGGAGGUAAAGGUGGCGGAGUUGGCGGUGGAAUUGGUGGAGGUAGUGGAGCUGGAGGUGGUGCUGGCGGUGGUAUCGGUGGAGGAUUUGGAAAGGGUGGCGGAGUAGGUGGAGGUUUUGGAAAGGGCGGCGGAGGUGGAGUUGGAGGUGGUGGUGGUGAUGGUGAUGGUGAUGGAGAAGGUGGCUUUUAGGUCCCCAUGAAUGAAUAAAACACCAUCACUUCAUCUUAGCUUACACUAAAACCAGUAUGUUGGUUCUAUGUACGAGGAGCAUGUGGCUCGACGUUUGUAGAGCUUGUUGCUCAACUCUUUCCGUUAAGUUGUACCCAUUAAGCUGAAUUCCAUAAUAUAUAUCAUAGGAUAACAAAAAUAUAAUGUGAUUUUUUAUUUUCUUUUUA